CCGGGCGGCGCGGGCGGGGCAGGCCGGGCCGCUGCCAUGUCCGCCGCGGGACGCGCUCCCGGGCCCGGCUGCGGAGCCGCCUCUCGGCUUUGAAGGCUGGUGAGCAACAGACAAUUUGAAUCAUUGAAGCAUUAGAAUAGUAAUACCCAUGGAAGAGCCACAAGACUUACCCGAACAACCAGUGAAAAAAGCCAAGAUGCAGGAAUCCAGAGAACAAAGCUUGAGUCAUGUGAGCAAUGCAGAAGUCAGUGAUCAGAAACCUGAAUCUUCAAGCCUUGGUUCAAACCUUCCCAUGUCCAGUGAGAUUAUGACAUGCACUGAUUAUAUCCCAAGGUCGUCAAAUGAUUAUACCUCACAAAUGUAUUCUGCAAAGCCAUAUGCACAUAUCCUGUCUGUACCUGUAUCAGAAACAAUGAGCCCUUACCCUGGUCAGACUCAGUACCAAGCGCUACAGCAGUCUCAGCCCUACACCAUCUACCCCCAGACCACCCAAACCUAUGGACUACCUCCUUUUGGUGCACUGUGGCCAGGUAUGAAACCUGAAAGUGGUUUAAUUCAGACUCCAUCUACAAGUCAGCACAGUGUUCUUACCUGCACUACAGGGUUAACCACAAGCCAGCCCAGCCCAGCACAUUAUUCUUAUUCCAUUGAAGCAUCAACUACCAAUGCCAGUCCAGUCUCUACAUCCUCAACUGUUGUCAAUAUUUCCACAUCAUCAGUAGCCAGCAUCUCACAGGAAUACCCUACAUACACCAUCCUUGGCCAAAGCCAGUACCAGACGUGUUACCCAAGUCCUGGCUUUGGAGUCAUCACUCCAGCAGAAAGCAACACAGAGACUUCUGCCUUAGCACCGACCACGUAUCCAGCUGAAAAGCCAAACCCUGUGGUGCCUGCCCGGCCAGUGCCCAGACAUUCCUCAGGAGAUGCAUCCACAAGUCCUUCAUUAUCAAGAGCAACAGCAAGUAAAGAGUUAGAUGAGCAGGCAAGAAAAAAUGUCCCUGGAAAGAACAGGGGGAAGAGGAAAGCAGAUAACUCCUCCUCACAGGACAGUGAACUGGAGCGAGUGUUUCUCUGGGACCUGGAUGAGACCAUCAUAAUCUUCCAUUCACUCCUCACAGGGUCUUAUGCUCAAAAAUAUGGCAAGGAUCCAACUCUCGUGAUUGGCUCGGGUCUGUCAAUGGAGGAGAUGAUUUUUGAAGUAGCUGAUACUCACUUAUUUUUCAAUGACUUGGAGGAAUGUGACCAAGUACACAUAGAAGAUGUGGCAUCUGAUGACAAUGGCCAAGAUUUAAGCAACUACAAUUUCUUCACGGAUGGCUUCAGUGGCUCGGGCAGUAACACAAACCACAGCUCCUCAGUUGGUGUCCAGGGUGGAGUGGACUGGAUGAGGAAACUGGCCUUUCGAUACCGCCGAGUACGAGAGACCUACGACAAAUACAAAACCAACGUUGGAGGCCUUCUUAGCCCACAGAAGAGGGAAGAGCUGCAGAGGCUAAGGACUGAUAUAGAAGUGCUGACAGAUUCCUGGCUGGAAACUGCAUUGAAGUCCCUGCUACUCAUACAGUCCAGAAAAAACUGUGUGAACAUCCUGAUCACAACCACUCAACUGGUGCCCGCUCUUGCCAAAGUUCUCCUGUAUGGACUGGGGGAGGUGUUUCCCAUUGAAAAUAUUUAUAGUGCUACAAAAAUAGGUAAAGAGAGCUGCUUUGAGAGGAUCGUGGCACGGUUUGGAAAGAAAGUCACUUACGUGGUGAUUGGAGAUGGGCGUGAUGAAGAGGUUGCAGCUAAGCAGCACAACAUGCCUUUCUGGAGGAUCACAAAUCAUGCAGACCUCGUGUCCCUUCACCAAGCUCUCGAGUUAGACUUCCUGUAAGAAGUUGGGGCAAAGGCAGCCUGGCUGCACAUCCUGCAAACCCACUCCAUUGGGGCUGCAGAGAUUUCACACAUUUGGGGACUCACUUCUCAGCUUGAUGAAGAAAACAUACCUAAUGCAAACUGUCCAGUAGAACAUGACACCAAGUCAUUUCCUCAGGAGCACAGGCCCUGCCAAGUACAAAGGUGUCCUCUAAAGGAGCACUAGGCUCAGCAGAGCUAGAGCUUGUCUGAAGAAGAGACUUACAGAAGCCAGCUGAAGUCCUCUAGCAGGUAGUCUCCAGAGGGAGGGAGUGAUACAACAGCAGAAGUAUUUGUAAGAGCUUUCUCCUUUCUAUUCAGCUUAGUUGUAGUACCCAAGUAAACACAAAUCCUUAUUUUUAUAGAAAAAUACUGAUGGCAGAGCUGAACCUCCCUUGUUUUGCAAAGCCAAAAAAAGCUGUUUGAUAGGGGUUUUUUUCAUAGGAAAUAUUAAUGAAAAUGUCAAAAAUACCUCUGUUGCUGUGAAAUGUGUCCUCUCUCCUUCCCUGGGUAUUCAAAGCAGUUAAUUUAUUAUGAUGUCCUGAUGUUAUUUCCUCAACGUGGUAUUACUGGAAAAUAGAAAGAUAAGGGAAUGUUUCUGGGAUGUGUAGUUCCUUGUGGAGGAAAGUGUUGGUGUUCUGAGUUGAUCACAGUGGCUUCUAGUCAAUGUGUGCACAAGCCUUGUUAACAAGCUAGGAUCACUGGAUUCUAGCUAUCCAUGACCCAGACCUUAGAUUCCACAGAUUCUCCCUGUAAAAGAAAACAAAACUGCCUGUGAACAUUAGAUACAGCACAACACUAUUACAGACUGCUCAAAUGUGAGCAGGGUCCUUGUCUGGACUAGGAGUAAUUUGAGAGAAUUAAAUGCUCAUGAAUGUUACGAAGAAGGGUAUGGUUAUUAACCUUCACCUCUGCUUUCCAGACUCCAUUUGUGAGAGUAAGUUCCUUUUAGUAGAAUCAGCUGAAAUUUUCUUGUAUUCUUCUUUGCAUUAGCCUAACUGCAUAGUUAGAACCAAAACCCUUGUUAAGAGGGACUUCAUUUUCUAAGACACUGUGACUUGGCAGCCUGGAGCACACUGGCCUUGGGGGUGAUGAUGAUGCUGUUAUUUCGGCUGCCAUCCCAGUAAAAAAGGCUGGGGUUGGUGACCUGCAGCACCACCAGCCAGAAACAGUUCCUGGGGGCUGGCAUAGGAGCUGGUUUUGUGAUCUGCCUCCUCCCUGUACCUGAGUGGCAGCAGAUCAGCAGUUGCCUGUGGUUUGUGCCCAGAGGACAGCUGUCUGCUGUGCCUCGCUGCCCACUUCUGCUGAGCCAGACCCACAGCUACACCCCAACCCCUCCAGUGCUCUGGUCUCCAGCCCAGUGUCACCAGUCUGGGACCCACAGGGGACUGCUCUGAAAGUAGGUUGCUUCAGUGGAGGACCCACUCCAGGGCAGCAGAUGGUGUGUUUGCUGCUUUCUUUUCAUGGCAUUAAUUACCGAGGAGCAAUUUCCGUCAGUGCUGGGGGAGUUGCUGGGCCAGCUCAGCACAUGCUCUGAAUGUGUCCUGGGAGUGUCUGUUCCUGGGCCAGCUCCAGUCACCACUGUGGAGGAGGUGCCUAGAGCAAGAGAUUGGAUCCCCAGAGCUAAGGAGCUGAGCAGAGGUCUCUGUCUCAAAUGUUCCUAACUCCAGUUUUGGCUUUUUUUUAAAAAAAAAAUAAAAAAAAAAUCAGCAGAGUUUGUCCUUCUCCAAGGUGGUGACAAGAGUCAGGAGUGAUCUGCUUCCCAUCCAGACAUACUCUCUGCUCCAGGAACAUGUUGUCUGUGUAGAAGCAGCUGCCUGUGGGCAACAUGGCCUUGCAUCCCAUUAGAAAAACCUUGAGGAGCCCAUUUCUGCUGCAGAUGUUCCUGAGCAGCCCCGGGGAGGGGAUGUUUUCUGGCUGCACUAACAGCUGCUGGGCCAGCAGAGCCCCAGGUGCCGGCGGGGGAUGUGGGGGGGCUCAGCAGAAGGGUUACAAGAGAAGCAGGAGCCCACAGGGGAUGUUCCCCAUCUGCUGGGUACACAAGGUGGAGACCUCAGGUGUGUUACCAGGAGUGACCCACAGCCAGGGCAGCCCAUGAACUAGUGCCUCCCAGCAGCUGGGCAGAGCAGGCAGGGACACUGCAGGGCUCCAGCUCCACUGCUGCCAGGGCCACAAAGAGCCCAGUUUGUCCGGGGUGCCUGGGAAGUGUCACUUCUGCAUCAGCUGGAGCAGAUCUGGUAGGAAGUCAGCCAUGCCAAGAAGCAGCCCCAUUUCUCCCAGGGUCUCAAAUGUUGCCAGAAGAUCAGGACUUACUUGUAGUCACAGAAGAGUCUGUGCUGAAUCCUGAAAAUCUCUCUGUGGAUCCCAGCCCAUCUACAGGUCUCUCAUGAGUGGGCUUGGGAGGUGUCCCAGCCUGUGAACCAGCCUGUGUGGAGCAUGUUUCCUACUCUGGCUGGCUGAAAUUUGGGAUUAAAACCUGUGCCUUAACCUCCCACCAUCCAGCGUGGCUCAGUGGCCCCUUUGCUUCACUAACAUCAAGGCAAUUGCAGGAGCCUCACACUGGCCUGCACGGGGAGCUGGGAUGUGCAAGUGCCAGACCCAAGGUACCAGGUAGCCUGGCAGCUGGCUUUGUGUUUGUUUACUUUAAAAUGUUUUAAGGAAAUUUUAAGAUGUCUGCAAAAUUUUAGCUGAAUGUGGAACUCUUGCAGCCAGUGACAUUUCAUACUGAUAUUUAUAUGAUGUCUCCUUGAAUGUAUGUAAAGUACUUUUAUAAUAGGAGGUUGAUGGUACAUUUCUGUGUUUAAUAAAGGUUGACCUGGCUAUUUUAUUUUUUCCUGUAAUGGCUGAAUUUAAGACUUUUCCUGUCUAUUGUGUGGAAGGAACAGCAUCUGUAUCCAAGCAUUGAUUUGCUUCUGUCUUUGUGCUCUCCCAUUACCCCUGACCUGGCUGUAGCCGAACUGGUGACAAACUGGAAUGCCUGAGGAACAGCCAGAGAGCCCGGCCAGGGCACUGGGGCUGAGCCUGCCUGGGUGCUGCCAUCCUCCCUUCCAGCUUUGCUGCAGUGGCUUUAAAACCCACCUGAUCCACUCAUGUUUGCUGCCUCCAGGAUUGUCUGUGCUGGCAUCCAUGGGAAGCAGCAGGAUCUCCAGAGCCCCCAGCAGCAGGAUGAGCCCUGGAAGCUGCUGCUGCUUCAGAACCUUCACCUGUUUGUGGUCUGUGUAAUGGGAACUGUCCUAUGAACUGGAAAAAUAAAAAUGAUUAAAAAAAAAUAAAUAAAUGCUUUAUUUUCUAUA
Messenger RNA from Apus apus (common swift), 5186 nucleotides. RefSeq names its product EYA transcriptional coactivator and phosphatase 3 (gene EYA3). Gene Ontology annotation, cellular component: nucleus. NCBI's taxonomy places the organism in Eukaryota, Metazoa, Chordata, Aves, Apodiformes, Apodidae. The coding region runs from base 149 to 1873 and encodes 574 amino acids. The transcript is spliced from 18 exons. Gene Ontology annotation, biological process: negative regulation of extrinsic apoptotic signaling pathway in absence of ligand; positive regulation of DNA repair; cell differentiation. Gene Ontology annotation, molecular function: protein tyrosine phosphatase activity. The record is from RefSeq and is a predicted model, not a curated record.